This is a messenger RNA of Stegastes partitus (bicolor damselfish), 3490 nucleotides long. RefSeq names its product abhydrolase domain containing 8a (gene abhd8a). The record is from RefSeq and is a predicted model, not a curated record. Gene Ontology annotation, cellular component: mitochondrion. NCBI's taxonomy places the organism in Eukaryota, Metazoa, Chordata, Actinopteri, Pomacentridae. Gene Ontology annotation, biological process: lipid homeostasis; phosphatidic acid biosynthetic process. Gene Ontology annotation, molecular function: carboxylic ester hydrolase activity; lysophosphatidic acid acyltransferase activity. The transcript has 4 exons. The coding region runs from base 1 to 1419 and encodes 472 amino acids.
AUGCUGACCAGCAUCACUGAGGGGAUACUGUGCUGCCUGACUGGGAAAGCUGCCAGUCUCGUCUUGCCUUUGGAGUCAUCAGAACCCUCUGACGGCUUUGAGUUUGUGGAGGUGAAACCUGGGAGAGUCCUGCGAGUUCGGCACAUCGUCCCCGAGCGUCAGCCCAUAGAAACAGAGAAGCAGGUUGCAGGGACGGAGAAGGCGGACGACGACUGCGAGGACUCUCCUGAGGAUUCCAGAAAUGACAGCGACAGCGGCAGCAGUGUCCACUGUAAGAGGAAGAUCACAGUCUACCGCAACGGCCAGCUGGUGAUUGAGAAUCUGGGGGACGUUUUGCACUCUGAGAUCUUGCAGUGUCAGGAUGGCGAUCUGGAGCCCUGCAGCACUGUAGAGGUGGAGCUCGCUGACUAUAAAGAAAUAGCUUCUUCUCCAGACCCUAACCCCGUUCCUCCUCCGGUUCCACCACCUCCUGGGGAACACAAACCUGCUCCGCCGCCUCGCCGCCGCCGUCGCAAGCCCAAGCGCACAGUGGUCAUCGACUCGAAGAGGGUGAUCUCAAGCUGCAAAGGGACGCACUCGGACGUAGCGCUGUUCUUCGUGCAUGGGGUGGGAGGCUCUCUAGACAUUUGGAGUAGCCAGCUGGACUUCUUCUCUCGGCUGGGCUAUGAGGUAAUUGCUCCAGACCUGGCGGGCCACGGAGCCAGCACUGCCCCGCAGAUUGCAGCAGCAUAUACCUUCUACGCACUGGCAGAGGACCUACGUGCCAUCUUUAAGAGAUACGCUCGUAAACGCAACAUUCUCAUCGGCCAUUCUUAUGGAGUGUCGUUUUGCACCUUCCUGGCCCACGAGUAUCCUGAUCUGGUGCACAAGGUGGUGAUGAUCAACGGAGGUGGUCCCACGGCGCUGGAGCCCAGCCUCUGCUCCAUCUUCCAGCUGCCAUCUUGCGUCCUUCACUGUCUGUCUCCUUGUCUGGCCUGGAGCUUCCUCAAAGCUGGAUUUGCCCGUCAGGGUGCCAAAGAAAAGCAGCUGUUGAAGCAGGGCAAUGCCUUCAAUGUGUCUCCGUUUGUCCUGCGAGCCAUGAUGAGUGGGCAGUACUGGCCUGAGGGGGAUGAGGUCUACCAUGCCGAGCUCACUGUGCCCAUCCUCCUGGUUCACGGCAUGUGUGACAAGUUUGUGCCCAUGGAUGAGGACCAGCGCAUGGCAGAGAUCCUCCUAUUUGCAUUCCUAAAAGUCAUCGAGGAAGGAAGUCACAUGGUCAUGAUGGAGUGUCCUGACACCGUCAACACCCUCCUCCACGAGUUCUUUCUAUGGGAGCCUGACAUGUCCAGAAAAGACAGCAGCAAGACAGACACAGAGAAGACAGUUGCUGUCAGUGACACUCUUCACACACUGAAAAUCAAUAAGGUUAUGGACAAAUAACCAACGAGGAGUCUAGUUUUAUCACAGAACCAAGCAGAAGGCCUUUUUUCGGCAGUUGUGUGUUCUGAAGGCUCCCGGGCUGAGAGCUGUUAUUAACAGGGCCACAUCUUAAGGAUGCGGACAACCACUGGUGCUCCAAGAUAAAGCAGGAAAGAACAUUUGAUGAGGAGAACGGAUGCAAAUACACAGUCAGUUUCUGCUUCGCUUUUUGAUACCAGUUUGUGCUCCAUUGCAUCGUGUUUUGCAAAACGACACAAUACCUGGAGGUCAAAGGGACUGUCCAUUCUGUGUGAAGUGUUUGUGGGGAAGAACUGACGACUACAAGGUGGCAUAAAGUCCAUGAAAGGGUGUUGAAAUUUCCUCGCUUUUAUCUUGAAUAUUCUGUAAAGUACUGCAGAGCUUCUGUUCUACCGUUAUAAGAUGGUGAACUUAUGGUUGGGUCCGUUGUGGGUGUGCUGUCAAUAAGAAACAGGCAAAAAUAAUAUAUAGUAAACUGAGAGUUGCCAGCGAUGGACAGCCUAUAACAACAUAAAAGCGUUGAUAAUAAUAAGUGUCAAAUACUGACUGGAUAGUGGUGGGAAGUGGGUUCAAGACAUUAAAUAUAUACCAAUGUACAUGCAAAAUGUAAUUAAUAAUUGCGUCACAUGUAUACAUAAAUUAUAUUACGACUGAUGGAGAAACAGAAAAAUCGUAGUUCACUUGCAAUCCAGCCACCUAUUAACCACAUCCAUCCAAUGUGCCGUGUACACCAUGUCAGACUCUCACAGCCAUAGCUAUCGCCACGACAAUUGGCUGACAGAUUUCUAAAUCACAGCGAUCUAUUUUCCAUAUACUGAACUCUAAUGUAAAGUCUAAAUCAAAAACGCUACGUGUCAAGUGUGAAGCACAAUGUAACCGACUCAUCCUUUCAUAGUUGCAUGAAAAUUAAGUAACAUUCAGUAAGAGGUUUAUAAGAACUGGCUGCAAAAACAGACGUAAACAAACGUGGAUGCCAAAAGGUUCCGUCUCCUGAUUUUAGCAGCCGUUUCUUCAAUACUAUAUAUUAUCCUAAGGAUACGAAGUACUGAGGCCCUGCAUGAGUUCAGAAUAUGAAAAGAUAUGAGGGUCGUUUCAAUAUAUUGUCAUAUAGAAAAAAAUCCCAGCACACUCCUGUUUAACCAAAUGGGUGUUCCUCUUGAUGUGUAAGUAUUAUUUUAUUUAUUUCUAUUCUGAAAUAACAGCGACUUCCAUGACAAACUGUGGUUGUAUUGACCGCUUUAAGCUGUUGUGUCUCAAGCUGAUAAAUGUGUGUUCCCUACGACUCCGGUUCACUCUAUUUAUCUAUUUGUGUCCGACUGAAAGAACGAGCAGAAUAUUUUGCUCGAUGAAAGACAUUCAUUCGUGGAUGCUGCUUUGUCUCAUAGUGGGACAGUAAGGUGCGAGUAAAAGCACAGUCUAAUAUGCUCCCUGACGGUGCUCAUCUGUUUUGAGUGUAGAAGAAGGUAUAAAUCGGUGGAUUUGGAACUGGGUGUCCAGUGCUAAAAAAAAAAAAAAAACACGUACGAAUCAGCCAAAGGAGAAAGUCCUCUUAAAAAGCGGGACGUCUGUGCUCACCGUGCCGGUCUGUUAUUUAUGCAUUUUCAGAGAAUGCUGAUGCAACACGACCGGAUUUAUGCAACUGGAACAAAAUAGAAACAGAGUGGAAACGUAACAGACUUGCUACUGAUGGCUCUAAAACAUUAUAUAUUCUCUGUGGAAUUUCCAAAAACCAACAAGUGCUGCUGAUUUGAUGUACUGUACAUCUCCUUUGGUGUAAAAGGUCAGUAAAACUGUAUGGACUACAGGGUGCACAUGUACUUCCUCUUAUGCUAAAAGUGUGCAUAUACAAAUUGUCAGUGCUCAUAUGUGAUAUAUCUUUUUGUGGUUAACAAAAUGUGUUAAUGUUAUUGUUGCAUUUAUUCAUGGGAAUCAUAAUAUAUGCACUGCCUGAAUGUAGAUGCAUAUAACAUUAUAUAGCCUAUCGGAACAGUUGGAUUCAGUGUAUGACUGUGCCUUUCCUGGCAUGAAAUAAAACAGAUGUUCACAGUUGAAA